AGGAACUAAAGCUAUCAGAAAAAAUAAAAAUCCAGCAUAUAUAUUAGUCGAUAUAAAACGGGACGACAAGAUGGAGGAAAAUUCAAACGAAGAUAUUCAAGGCAUCGUAAAACUUAUAUACAAUGGGAAACCAAUUAAAAUCAGAAGCGAAUACAGUUCUGAACCAACAACUCCUGUAACAACAACAACAACAACAACGAAAAAAAAGAACAGGAAAACGGUAGAAAAUACAAUGAAAAAUGAUGUUGAAGAUUUCGCUGAUGUGUUAAAAGAUAAGUUCAAAAAUAGACACCUGCCAGAUACCUACUUAAAGACCAUUACAAUGGAGUAUCUUAAAAAGUUUGAAAAAGCUAACGAUUCUAUGUCUACAAUUGAAAAGAAAAAAAUACGAAUAAAAAGAAACCUCGAAUCGUCUUACGAGAAGCAAACGGAAACGCCUCACGGUCCUCACACAAAGGACGACGAUGAACUUUUUGUAGAAAUAGAAACGCACUUCGAUAAGUCCGGACUAGAAGGAGAGAAAAAACGAAAGUUAGUAAUGAGUCUUAUCGAAAAAAUAAAGAACGCUAUACGUUCAAGUCGUGAAAAUACAUCAAUGGCGCACGCCACGCAAAAAGACAGGAGUCAACGUGAGCCAUUAUUAAAAAGAAACCAAAGUCCACUUGACCGUGAAGCGAUUGCAAGUCCCGUCCAACCUACCCCAAAUCACUCCAGCGUAUAUAGGACUUUGGAUCCUAUUAGCAAAUCUAUGCCAAUAGCAGACCGGUUACCACUCGUUGCUAAUCAAAACGGUCAAACAUGGAAAAAACAAGAUUCUAAACCAAAAUUCCUUAGUAGUACAAAAUCUAUAAAUUCGGCUGAACUAAAUCAACUAGCCGUUGAUUAUAGAAAAGAUAUGAGAUAUCCUGCAAUACCUAAAAGGGUCCAACUUCCCUUAUCGAUUGAUUCGAGUCAAGAAAACACAAAUGCAGAGGACCUUGGUAAAUUACAGCUUCUUUUUAAAGACAUAGAAGGCACCGGGUUCUCUAUUGGCUAUAAUCAGUAUGUAGAUCAAGCACCAGAUCCGGAAAGUAUUAAAUUAUUCCAUGGAAUUGAAGAUAUAAUAAAAAAGUAUCACCAGAAGAAUGAUAGCCCUGACCAACUCGGAGAUCACGAAGCGUACGAAAUGUAUGGACAGGAAAUGAAAAAACGAGAGGUCAAAAAUGAUGAGACAGCUCUACGAACAAAAAGGUUUGUUAUGAACAGACAAAAUAUGAGAGAGUCCGUUAAAAAAGUAAAUCAGCAUCGUAAAAAUGAAUACAACUACAUUUACAACAACCAUUACCGCUCUUUCAAUACCUAUAAAGAAGUACACGAUGUUUAUAAAAGAAGUACUGAAUUUCGAGGAAAUAAUUUACAAGGCAUUAUUUUGAAAAGAAAAGGGAAAUCAUCACUAAUGAACCCGCGUAGAAAAAGGCGCUCUGUCUCUCUCCAGACGAUUAUGAAUUCCAAUAAGAAGAUGAAGCUCAAUAAAUAUUUAAACACAAAAGCUUUUCCACGACAGAAAAAAAUCUACAGAAAAACCAAACGGAGCAAACGGGAGGUAGAUAAUAUCAAUGCUAUUGAUAAAACUGGAUUUAGUGAAAAUAAUGACAUGUUCUUAGUUUUUGGUGGAGAUGUCUAUAAUGAUAACAUUGCAACUAGGCAGAAUCAAAAACCAGAUCUAUUUUUUAUUGAAGUAAUGAAAUCAACGCAAGAAAAUCCCCUUCUUAGAAAUAAACCUCUAUUUCAACCAAGCAACCAACCAUUCAGAUCACGUAUUUCAGAAAUAAAAAAACAGGAUGCGCAUAAUACAAAUCCUAUGUUUUUUAAAAGCACGUCAAAUGAUUUUAUACACAUACAAGAAAAUAAAGAAAGAAAUAAAAGACAACUUCACACAUUAAGAAUAAUCGACAGAGAUAUGGGUCAAAGAAACUCUGAUAUAUAUAGAAAUCAAGACAUAAUAGCUGAACUAGAUGGACCACAAAUAAUGAACAGCGAAAAUGAAGAAAGAGGGGACGAAUAUCACUUUAGCACGCUGAACAAUAUACCAAAUAUGUACAAAGAUUCAUUAAAUUCUGAGCAUGACACUUUAAUAUUCUCAAAUAAAAAUCCGACAUGGCAACGAAUGAUAGAAAAUCCGCUUAUGGCAAAAUACCCUCAUAUAUUUAAAGAAAAAGAGACCAGAGAGGAUCGAUCGCUCUUAAAAAAAUAUCAUCGAAGUAAAGAAUCUAAUACUCCUUUUGAUAAUGAAGAUAUUUAUCAGUCUUCAAAUGUGCAAGACUUAUUAAAAGCUGUUGUGCCAUCUCAUAAGAACAACUACAAAGUUAGCAUUAGGCUAAUACCUCGUCAGAAUGAGAGUUAUGCUGAACCAGGGUUUAAAGAAAUUCACACCAGCAUUAAUAAGUCUUAUAACAAAAGUGGUUUACUCUAUUCAUCACAAGUUAACGUUACCGAAAUAUCUAAAGUUGAAAUAGCUGAUGAUAACAUAAAUAGAACCCAUAUCUGCAAUCAUCAUUUGGAAUCAACAACACCAAACAUUAACGAAACUACGAGUCCCUUACAAAUUGAAAGUGGUCUUAGAAAUAAUAUCCUAGUUGAUAGACAGAAUGACGAAAGAAAUAAAAAUGUCACAACAGAAUCUAACAUGCGAAUGAAUUUAUUGGACAUCAUUAUACCAUCUAGUCCACAAUUCAACUAA
Messenger RNA from Cydia amplana, 2719 nucleotides. RefSeq lists its product as uncharacterized. The record is from RefSeq and is a predicted model, not a curated record. The transcript is spliced from 4 exons. Lineage: Eukaryota; Metazoa; Arthropoda; Insecta; Lepidoptera; Tortricidae. Bases 71 to 2719 code for a protein of 882 amino acids.